Molecule: messenger RNA, 1854 nt
Organism: Closterium sp. NIES-65
Lineage: Eukaryota; Viridiplantae; Streptophyta; Zygnematophyceae; Desmidiales; Closteriaceae
Source: the annotation of a GenBank genome assembly
AUGGAUUCCUGCCGCGUCUCUCGCCGCAGAUUGCGGGUUCAACCAGGAGCCACGUGUCUUCUCCAUGUCGCGAUUUUCCGUCGGGUUACGUUUCUCCUCCAUGUCGUAGCCUUUGUUCGUGUCGCUGAUGGUCUCGUUGACUGCCAUAAUCUUACCAAUCCAAGUGAAUCGUCAAACCUCCUCUCGAACCCUAGCUUCGAUACAAGCUGUCUCGACACUGGAUGGCGUCGCAAGAAGCUGAACGCAUCCUGCGAUCCAUGGCCGUACUUAUUCCCGUGGCGCGCCUUGGAACCUGGAGAAACAAUUUCAACCGACGAGUUCUUAGCCACCGCCGCAUCUGGCGGCGCAAAACUCGGACCAUUGCUUACGUCAGCCGGUGCGACACUGGCGGAAGCGAUCGCGACAGCCGCGGGGGCGGCGUCGGCUGCUGACGUGUCAAUAAAUAAUGGGGUCACGGGAGUCACGGACACCCUACUGGCAGCUGACGGGUCCCGUUUCUUACGGCUGACGUCCGCUAUUUCCGCGUCGCUUAGUGACGACGACGCUUCUGGAAGUAGCAAUGGUAGCAACUCUAGUAGUAGUGGUAGCGCGUUUGGCGGCCCAGGCGUGGCGCAAGCGCUGUGCGAACUCAAACCCGCCGCGGCGCCGACCAUCAAUGUGUCGCAGCAGGCGCAGCAGCAGCAGCAGCAGCAGUCCCCGCGCCAGCUGUCCCUCUCGUUCUUUGCGCGCGCCAGCCUGUGCGCGGAAGGGGAAGAGGGCGCGGAAGGGGAGGCGGAGCGGCUGUUGAAGGUGCUGCUGCUGGCAGUUCCGCUGAAUGCUUCCGGCCCCGCCACAGCAGGGGGAGAUGGAACAACUGGGGGAGGGGGGGAAGGAGGAGCAGGGGAGCAGGUGUGGGCGGAGUGGCGGGUGGGCGUGCCGUGUGGGGGGAGCAGAGCGACCAACCCGUCCCCCCUCAAACGCUUCUCCCACUGGCCGCUCUCCAGAGCCCAUCCGCUCCUCACAGCCGGUUCAGCACGACGCAAUUCAUCCUCUCUCUCCCUCACCACGCUCUCUGACCUCAACGCUGCUGCUCUCGCGCUGCACCCCGCCCCCUUCGCCCUGCUCGCCCCCGCCACGCCCUCCUCCCCCUGCCGCCCCUUCUCCUUCUCCACCUCCUUCGCCUUCCGCAUCUCCUCCCCCAAUGCUGCCGGGCUGGGCGGCGAGGGCUUGGCGUUUGUGAUGCUGCCGACGCCCAUGCUCGGCCUGCCAGGGCCCUCUUUGGGCUACGGCCGUGUGCUGCUGCCCCCGGGGAGCACGACUGGCGCUGAUAAUUCCAGUGACGUGUCAUCUCAGGUACGUGUCAUCUCAGGUACGUGUCAUCUCAGGUACGUGUCGUCUCAGCCACAGCAGCACAGGAGCCUGGCAGUAGAGUUUGACACGUCCUCUUCUCCUCAGUUCUUCGACCGGCCCGACCACCACGUGGGGGUGAACCUGCACAGCAGCAUGCUCUCUCUCGCCUCUGUCCCCGUGCACCCCCUCGGCAUUCCCGCCCUCAACGCCGGUCAAACCCUCCUCGCCACCAUCCAGUACAACGCCUCCUCCUCCCACCUCACCGUCUACCUCUCCCCCGCCCCCUCCUCCUCUCGUUCUUCCUCCCCCACCUCCCCUCCUCUCCCGCGCUCUGCUGUCCUCUCCAUGUUCCUGGACACCUGCGAGUGGCUGGGGGGAAACGACCCAGAGGCAGCAGCGCCCCCCUCGCCACUGUUUGUGGGAUUCACAGCGGCCACGGGCAAGGGGGCGGAACAGGCUCAGGCGCACGAGGUGCUGGGGUGGAGCUUUGAGGUCAGAGAAGGUGCGUUGUUUGAGUGGCCUUAA